UUGGGGUAUGUAUUGAGGUGUAGGGUUACAAGGGAGGAGUCUAUCUGAAAUUGGUGUAAUAUUAGACACGUGGGGAUAUCCUAGAUGAAAAUGUGGAAACUGAAAUAAGCUGCCUUGUAGUCUCGUUAUACUGUCAAACCUAUAGUUCUUAUCUGACAGCUUAAAUAAUGGAAUAUUAGAAAUUAAAGAGAAGAAAUUAAAUGGAAGUGACAACUAAAGAAUCACAAGCUGUAACUAGACUUUGGCUUAGUUAGGGACACAACGCUAAGCAAGACAGUGCAGAAAACCUAUAAAAAUAGUAACCUAAGUUAUGUUCCGAGAUAAAUGUAUUGGAAUACUAGUAAACGUUAAACAGCUAAACGAAACGAUGUCUACAAAACAGAUGUCAUAUUUUAUAUCUAAUCAGGAUUAUGUCAAAAUAAUAUAAGUUCUAUUAACACAAGAACGCAGGUGUGGAACUUAAUGAUAACCUAGGGAAUGACUUUACUAGAAACGUUCAUGAAUAUUGAUUUACUAAUUUUGUCUUAUAACACUAGUUCCUAUUUAAAAAAGUCCUUGGAUUUUGUAGUGAAAAUGUGACACGAAUCCUGCUCCCUUGGUCAAGUCAAAACCAGGCCAAGUUCAAACAUCUGCGCUUAAAUGGCUUAUUUAUACGUGGCGUCAGUCAAUAUAUUCCGGACUUUGAGAAAUCCUUUCUCCCAGCUCCUUCACUUGCGUUAAAUUCUCGACUGAAAAGGAAAGAGAGGGCUUGGGUCGAGCGAGUGACGUCGCACUGAGUCAGAUUAACCUUAUUAUCUAAUUAUCAAGUGACGUCACAAUUGCGUUGUUACGUUAGWUUUGACUCGCAUUCACCGUGCGCUAAAACAAUAGUUUCAAAAUGUUUGAAAAAAUUARUUUGAAGACGGUUCUGAUUGGAGGAGCUGUUAUUGGAGGACUAGCUACCGUAGGCUAUGUAACCUACAAGCUAUUCACUAUGAACAACGACSAAAAAAUGGUUGUYGAUGGGAAGUUUGGAGAAUUUGAUGUUUCGUCUGCMGAGAGAGAAAAGCGGGUYCUCAAGACAGCCCGUAAAAUGUCCAUKGUUGACCCUAAAUCRGCAAGCUGCGUGAUCUCAUCGGACCACAUGACUCGCGUUAACUGYACAAGAUUGAAGRAUUUUGAAGAAAAUMCCCAAGAGGAGAAUGGUGAGACUCAAAUCACCGAAAAGAGCGAUGAAACUGAACGUCAGAUGUCUUGUCAAGUAGAGAGAAACGAACCUACUGAAACCACACCUGAGACYGCAUCUGAAAACCUGGUACGCAAAGCAGAUGAUGAUGUUGAUGGUAAAGAAGAAGAAAUAAAGGAAGAAGAAAGUAAAGAAGAAAAAAAGAACGAAGGAGAAGARGAMAAAGAUGAAAGAACCAAARAAGAAGGAGRAGCCCAAAAGGAAACAGAAAAGGAACAACACAACGAAGCUCGUCAUCCAAUGGACACUGAGGCAGCGAGUGGCAGCCAUUCAACAAACCAGCCAAUGCCUGGAUUGUAUAUCCCAAGUGUUCUAAAGAACGUGAAGACAAUGCGGGAUUUAAUGCAAACCAUGGAAGCUCUGAGUAUCUUCUUAUUUGGCACUCAAAGAACUCAAGAGGAGCUGGACGAAGCAARAAGAGAACUUGGCUGGGUUUUCGACUUGGCCAAGGGAUUCUUUAUACAUAGAAUUCCUGAACUUGGUAUUCCUGGCCUUAGUGCUGAAAGGGAACCAGGAAUGUCUUCCCAUGAUGCAGUGGAAGAAUCUGCCAACUCUCUGCCAUUGGAGGAUGAAGAGGAAAUGCAGUCAGUGGAUUGAACAGGCCGUUCAGUGGAACAUUUAAAAUUCUACUUGAUUUUGUUAAAUUAAUAUUCUAUAGUCUUAACUUUGAAAUUCUAUGAUUUUAGAAUUGAGUGAACAACAUUUGUUGUGCAAAAAUACAUUACCAGUAACAUUUUCAUAUUGUAAAGAUAAAUUUAUUGACUUGUAAGUAAUAAAACAAGACACACUUUGUCUAUUGCUUCUGAACAGGUUUGCAGCACAGGGGUGAAUCAAAUGAUUUGUCUCUCUCAUAGUACGUUUUUUUAGGCAAUUGUUGCGUGUCCAACAACUUUUACACACGAUUUUUAGGCUCUGUUUCAUGUCUGAACUGUAAUAGCGGAGUAUGUAGAAUGUCGAGAAGACUCUGUAAUAGCAGGCUGUCCGUAAAUCUGGGGUUUCCGUAAUAGUAGAAUAUCUAUAAUAACGGGGUGUGUGUAAGAUGAGAAUUGACUGUAAUGUUCCUCCAUAGCAUGUUUUACAGCGAUAAUAUAAAGUUUAUAGUAUGACCGCCAUCUUGAU
Exaiptasia diaphana is the source of this 2344-nucleotide messenger RNA. RefSeq lists its product as uncharacterized. The record is from RefSeq and is a predicted model, not a curated record. The transcript is spliced from 2 exons. Bases 878 to 1822 code for a protein of 314 amino acids. Lineage: Eukaryota; Metazoa; Cnidaria; Anthozoa; Actiniaria; Aiptasiidae.